AUGUUUUUUCAUAUUUAUUUUUUCUUUCUUUCUUUUUUCUGUCUAUCUUUCUUUUUUUUUUUUUUUUCUUUCUUUAUUUCCUUCCUUCUUUCGUUUAAAUUUCUUUCUUUUUAUCUUUCUUUUCUUUCUUUUUAUCUUUCUUUCUUUCUUUUAUCUUUUUCUUUCUCUUUUUUUCGUUCUAUUUAUUUCUUUUUUUUUUCCUUCUUUUCCUCAUUUUCUUUUUAUCUUUCUCUUUUAUCUUUCUUUCUUUCUUUCUUUUUUGUCCUUUUUUUUUUUUUUCUUUUUUAUUUAUUUCCUUCGUUCUUUCUAUAUUUCUUUCUUUUUUUCUUUCUUUCUUUCUUUCUUUCUCAUUUAAAUCUUUAUGUCCUUCUCAUAUUACACUUUCUUUCUUUCUUUAAUUUCGUCUUUCAUUGUCUCGUAUUGUUCUUUUUCUUAUUACUCUUAGAUUUUUUUCUUACUUUCAUUUUUCCUGCUUUAUUUCUUCGUGUUAUUUUAGAAGACUUCUUUCCGUUUAAAUAUUUCAUCUUCUUCAUAUAUAUCUCUAACUUAUUUCUUUUUUAUUUUGCUUCGUUGUUUCAUCAUUUUCACUACUUUCGUUCUUCCUAUCUUAUCCUAGUUUUUAAACUUUCUUUCUUUCUGUUUGUCUGUCUGUCUACCCUUUUUAAUUAUUUCACCUUUUCUUUCUUUCUUUCUUUCUUUCUUUCUUUCUGUCUGUCUUCCGUUCUUUGUUUUUAUCUGUCUUUCAUUGUUUCUUUAUUUCCUUCUUUUUCUUUUUUUUACUUUCUUUUCUUUCUUUCUUUUUUUUUUUUUUUUUUUUUCUUUUUUUUUUUUCUUUUUUAUUUUUUGCUGUUUGUUUUUUUAUUUCUUUUCUUUUAUUUAUUUCUUUUUUUCUUUCUUUCUUUCUUUCUUUCUUUCUUUCUUUCUUUCUGUCUGUCUGUCUUCCGUUCUUUUUUUUUAUCUGUCUUUCAUUCUUUCUUUAUUUCCUUCUUUUUUUUUUCUUCUUUCUUUCUUUCUUUCUUUUUCUUUUAUCUUUCUUUUUCUUUUUUCUUUCUUUCUGUUUGUUCUUUUAUGCUCUUCUUUAUUUAUUUCACCUUUUCUUUGCUUCUUUCUUUUUUUUAUUUCUUUCUUUCUGUUUUCCGUUAUUUCUGCCUGUCCUUUAAUUAUUUCACCUUUUCUUUCUUUCUUUCUUUCUUUCUUUCUUUCUUUCUUUCUUUCUUUCUUUCUUUCUUUCUUUCUUUCUUUCUUUCUGUCUGUCUGUCUGCCUUACGUUCUUUGUUUUUAUCUGUCUUUCAUUCUUUCUUUAUUUCUUUCUUUUUCUUUUUUCUUCUUUCGUUCUCUCUUACUUUUUCUUCUUUCUUUCUUUUAUUUUUCCAAAUUUCUUUACAUUUCACAUUACAUCUCCCUAAAUUAUUUCUUUCUUUCAUUCCUUUUUGUUCUUUUCUUUUUUUUUCUUUUACACUUUUAAAUGUUCGUUCGUUUUUGCACAAUUUUCUCACUAAACUUCUUUGGUCAAUUACUUCCUGGCCUACUCCAUUAAACUUUCUUUCUCAACUGAAAUAUUUCUUCAUUUAUUCUUUCUUUAUUCUUUUAAUUCUGUCUUUUUACAUUUCGUUCUUUCUUUAUUUCCUUCUUUUUUUUCUCUUUUUUCUUCCUCUUUUCCCGUUUUCUUUCAUUUCGUCUUUCUUUCAUUCUCGUUUAUUGCAUUCGAACAUUCUUACUUUCAUUCUUCCAUUUUCUUUCUUCCUUUAUUCUUUUUGUUUAACUCUUUCUUUUUGCACAUCUUUUUCAUUCACUUUUCCUCUGUUCUUUAUCUUUUUUUACAUGAUUUCUUUCUAUUUAUUUUUUCUUUUUUUUCACAUUAAGUUUUCUCUUUCUUUCUCAUUUAAAUCUUUAUGUCCUUCCCAUAUUAUACAUUCUUUCUUUCUUUCUUUCUUUCUUUCUUUCUUUCUGUCUUUCGUUCUUUAUUUAUUUAUUUCCUUCCUUCCUUCGUUCUUUCUUUCUUUCUUUAUGUUCCAUCUUUUUAUCUUUCUUUCUUUCUUUUUAUCUUUCUUUCUUUCUUUCUUUCUUUCUCAUUUAAAUCUUUUUGUCCUUCUCAUAUUAUACUUUCUUUCUUUCUUUCUUUCUUUCUGUCCUUCGUUCUUUCUUUCUUUCUUUAUUUAUUUAUUUCGUUUUUUCUUUCUUUUUAUCUUUCUUUCUUUCUUUCUUAAUUUUUGUUCUUUCUUUUCUUUCUUUCCGUUUGUUUUUUAUACUUUUUUUUAUUUCUUUCCGUUUGUUUUUUUCUUUCUUUCUUUAUUUAUUUCUUUCUUUAUUUAUUUCUUUUUUUUCUUUUGUCUUUCUGUUCUUUCUUUCUUUAUUUUUUUAUUUUUUCUUUCUUUCUUUCUUUCUUUCUUUCUUUCUUUCUUUCUUUCUUUCUGCCUGCCUUGCGUUCUUUGUUUUUAUCUGUCUUUCUUUCUUUCUUUCUUUCUUUCUUUCAUUCAUUUCCCGUCCUAUCUUUUCUCUUUUUGCUUUGCAUAUUUUCUUUCUAUCAGUUUACAUAUUUCUUCUUUAUCCCCAUUUUACAUCUAUCCUUUUCUUUCUUUCUUUCUUUCUUUCUUUCUUUCUUUCUUUCUUUCUUUCUUUUCGUUCUUUCUUUCUUUCUUUCAUUCAUUUUUCGUCCUUUGUUUCGUUUCCUAUUUUUCUCACGAACUUCUUUCUUUAUUUCCUUCUUUCUUUCUUUCAUUGAUUUUUCGUCCUUUCUUUUUCUUGAAAUUUUACACGAUUUCUUUUUCGUUUUUUCUAUUUCAAUGUUUCUGUUUUUUGCUCAUCAUUCUCACUAAUUGUUUUCUUUCUUUCAUUCUUUCUUUCUUUCUUUCUGUUUGUCUGUCUACCCUUCUUUAUUUAUUUUACCUUUUCUUUCUUUCUUUCUUUCUUUCUUUCUUUCUUUCUUUCUGUCUGUCUGUCUGCCUUCCGUUCUUUGUUUUUUAUCUGUCUUUCAUUAUUUCUUUAUUUCCUUCUUUCUUUCUUUCUUUCUUUCUUUUUUUCUUUCUUUCUUUCUUUUUAUUUUUUCUUUCUUUCUUUCUUCUUGUUUUUUUUCUUUAA
Molecule: messenger RNA, 3078 nt
Organism: Acanthosepion pharaonis
Lineage: Eukaryota; Metazoa; Mollusca; Cephalopoda; Sepiida; Sepiidae
Source: the annotation of a GenBank genome assembly